ACUAUCUGAGUGUACUAUCGAGAAUUAAGAGUUGAUAGAGAAGUAUUACGGUAAAAGUAGACUAUCUGAGUGUACUGAAAAUUAAAAGCAGUGUUACAAGUUGACUGAAUGCACCGAGCUUGUCAAACUGUCAAGGCCAAUCAGCUGACCCGUGCGGUUAGUGCCACAAGGACCUCUGGAUCAAGCCUCUACCUGCUUUGGAGUGCGGGCCCGGGGUUGAUGCGCCAUUGAGGGUUGGCCUGAUCAAGUGUUUGGCUACUUGCUCCACCCCAGCCUCAGCUCACGCAUGUGUGGCCUUUGAGCGCCGAUGAAAUGGUUGAUUCUCGUGACCAAGACCAAGCUCGACCACCUGUACAGCAAGAGCAAGAGCCCCGUCAAUGUGCUAAGCCUGGGAGUCCACAAUCCACUGGUCUAUAUCCCAAAGUGACAUCCACGAGAGGUCUUCACAGAGUCACAAUGUGCAGCAGGAACAAUCAGUAUAUGGGGAAGGUCAUUGUAGCACCCAUGGUGAGAGUGUGCACGCUGCCCUUUAGACUCCUCACCAUUGAUUAUGGCACCGAUCUGGUCUACACUGAAGAAACAGUAGAUUAUAAGAUAUUACGUUCUGUCAAAAGAUACAAUGAAGUGUUGGGCACCACUGAUUUCAUUGAUAAGUCAGAUGGAACGGUAUUUUUCCGGACUUGUGAAAAAGAACGAAAUAAAGUAAUAUUCCAGAUUGGCACAAAUGAUGCCCAAAGAGCACUCAAAGUAGGGAAGAUAGUGGAACCAUAUGUGGCAGGCGUGGACGUCAACAUGGGGUGCCCCAAGGAGUUCAGUCUCAAGGGAGGAAUGGGAGCAGCACUUCUUUCUCAGCCAGAGAAGGUCAAAUCUAUACUGACAACACUUGUUCAAGGCCUCAGCAUACCAGUAACUUGCAAGAUCAGAAUUUUGAACUCGCUGCCAGAAACUCUCCAACUUUGCAAGAUGAUUGAGCAGUGUGGGGUUGCAGCCCUUUGUGUCCAUGGCCGCACAAGACAGGAAAGACCUCGCCAUCCUAACCAUAAUGACGUAAUAAGAGAGAUAGCAAAGGCUCUCACGAUACCAGUAAUUGCAAAUGGUGGCUCUAGAGAAAUAUCAAGUCACCAAGACAUUGAGAAAUUCCGACAAGAUACAGGAGCAUCCAGCGUGAUGAUUGCCAGGGCAGCCAUGUGGAACUGCUCCAUCCUGAGACCUGAUGGAUACCUACCUCUGGACACUGUGAUUGAAAAAUAUUUAAGAUACUGCAUUGACUAUGACAACCCCUUCACAUACAGUAAAUACGCUGUCCAGAACAUGCUGCGGGAACUUCAGAACACACCUCGUGGGAAAGCUUUCUUAGAAACUCAGACCCUACAAGAAAUAAGUAUAAUUUGGGGCCUUGAAGACUAUUUCAAGAAACAACUGGCCAAACAGAAUGAGGGAAGAAAAUCUCUGAAUUUUGAAUUGAAAGAGGGCAAAACAGCAAUGCCUCCCAGUGCUGACCAUGUAAAGAUAGUGGAACGGGAAGAAAAUGGACAAAAAGUUGUGGAAAUGCCCAUCCAAUUCAUACGAGGAAAUUAUAACAAUGCUGACCUACCUAAGAUGCUCUUAAAUACACAUGUGUAUCGGAACCAGUUGAAAGGACCCACGUACAGUCAUGUUGUAGUUGACAAGUUCUUCAGUGCAUCAGUUACCGUUGAUGGUGUCCGAUAUGCCUCCACACUCAGAGAGAAAAGCAAGAGGUAUUCAGAACAAGGUGCGGCCAUUGUCUAUCUGCAUGCAGUGGGAGCAGUUGGAAAGACAUAUGGUUUUGUUCCUCCAGAAGGUGCCAGGAAAUAUCUCACUGUGAUUUCCAAAGGGAUACCAGAAGGCGAUGCCAUAGCAAAGAGAAGUGUAGAAACUGAAGACGCAAGGCCAGAGAAACAAGAUGUGGAUUGUAAGAAGAGAAAGUCUGAGAGUGACUUCCCUUCAAAUGACUUGAAUCCUCCUAAGAACUCUCAAGAAUCAGAACAUUCAAAAGAGACUUGACAGAGCUACAAUAAAAAUAGUUUUAAACCUUAUUCAAUCAUUAUUGUAUGUACAUCACAAUUCAUUCAGGGAUGCUAUUUCUCCACAGUAUUUUUCACCAUUAAUUUUUUAAGCCCGAUAUUAUUAAGUAACAUCUGCUGUGAUCUCACUUCGUGGAUUAAGUCAGCUUCAAUUGCUCAGGGAAACUACUUUAUUAACACUUUAACAAAGCUUAAAAUUGAUGUGGACUGUAAGUCAUGAUGAUAAGGAUAUUGUGCAAAAGUAAAUUAACAGAGCAAUUUAAUUUAUAGGAUAUGAAAUCAUGAAUAGAUGCCAUGAUAAUGAGCUGCAGUAGAGGGAUAUGGUGUGUGAAGAUAGGAUGAAGAAAAAAAUUAAAAUAUGUAGCAGCAAAGGGAGUGGAUUGAAUGGGUGAAAUAUGAUAGUUUUGGACAUUUGAUAAGAAUAAAUGAGGAUGACUUUGUGAAGAGUGUAAGAGAGAGCUAUGAGGGUGGACAUCGUCAGGUUGUGAGGAGGGAGUGAAAAGAACUGAGUUUUGUCGAUAUAUUGGCCUAUUACAGUAUACUUAUGUGUCCUUUGUCCUGUUACUGCUACUGUUAACUACAAUUAACAUGACCUCUGCUAAUGCCACCCUGUUGAGGACAGUUCCCAUGAUUAGACACAUUGAAAAAUACAAAAAGCUGAAAAGUAUAAGCAGCAAAAGGGGGAAGCAGUAUUAAUUAACACUGGACAUUUUGAAACAGCUUAACCUGUCAUGUUGUCUUGACACAUGAAAACUUAUUGAUGAACUUUGCAUAUCUCAUAUCUACUUUCUCCAGGUAUCCGUUUAUCGACCGGCCUGAAAGUCAUAAUUAACAGCUGAGUGGGCUGCACACUGAUUAUCCGGGCUGGGAUUCAAACCUGGGCCCAUAUAUUUCAAGCAGGCAUGCUGACCACUUCACCACACAGGUGCUUCACCAUAUAAUCAUAUAUAGAAUCAUUGUAAAUAUCCAUCCAUCCAAUACACACAAAUUGUCGUGUUGUUAUUUUCAGUGUCAUUAAUUCCCCAAAAUAAUAUUUUUACAGAGAAAUUACCAUAUCUUAAUAAUGGAAAUUAUCAUGUAAACUACAUAUUAAUUACUGGGAAAAAAUGUAGAGAAAAAUAAAAUGACAGUGGCAAUACAUAAAUA
This is a messenger RNA of Eriocheir sinensis (Chinese mitten crab), 3191 nucleotides long. It is a transcript of the gene Dus2, whose product is annotated as tRNA-dihydrouridine(20) synthase [NAD(P)+]-like. The coding region runs from base 313 to 2025 and encodes 570 amino acids. The transcript has 12 exons. Gene Ontology annotation, cellular component: cytoplasm. Gene Ontology annotation, biological process: tRNA dihydrouridine synthesis. Gene Ontology annotation, molecular function: tRNA dihydrouridine synthase activity; flavin adenine dinucleotide binding; tRNA binding. NCBI's taxonomy places the organism in Eukaryota, Metazoa, Arthropoda, Malacostraca, Decapoda, Varunidae. The record is from RefSeq and is a predicted model, not a curated record.